Auanema sp. JU1783 is the source of this 729-nucleotide messenger RNA. Lineage: Eukaryota; Metazoa; Nematoda; Chromadorea; Rhabditida; Rhabditidae. The record is from the annotation of a GenBank genome assembly.
AUGACUAAAACUAUCAUUUCUAUUCUUCUCUUAGCUUCUACAGCUUCCGCUGCUCUUCUUUGUUCCAAUGGUGGAAAUGGCCCAUGUGUAAUUGGUUCUUGUCUUACCGCUGGUGAAGUUUGUGAUUCCAACGGAGAAAACUGCUGUGCUAUUUCCCAAUUAAUUGAUGAUACAGUAGUUACUACCACCACCGUUGCUACCACUGUUGCUGACGCCACCGCUACUACUGUCGCAGGUGUCACCACUACAGUUUCUGCUACAACUGUCUCCAGUGCUACAACUGCCGCUUGUGUUGAUCUUCGUAACCCUACUACAGGAGUCUCUGACUGUCCAGCCAGGGCUUCUCUCUGUAACGACACAACUUAUUAUGAUAUCAUGACCGUUCAAUGCCCAAGAACUUGCAAUAGAUGUUCAUCAGUGAGCACAACUGUCUCAACUGGAUGCGUCGAUGCUAUCAAUCCAAGAACUGGAGUUUCUGACUGCCCACAACGCACAGGCUUAUGCACAGAUUCCAACUAUAUAGCACUCAUGAGAGUUCAAUGCCCUCGCACUUGCGGUUUCUGUGGUUCUACAACUGUUGGAACAGCCACUACAGCUACAACGACAUGUGUGGACAAAACAGCCGCUAAUGGCACAUCGGACUGUGCACGAAGAGCUAAUCUCUGCAGAAAUGCUGCUUAUAUUACAUUGAUGAGAGAUCAAUGUCCAAGAACUUGUGGCUUCUGCUAA